AAGUUGCAAACAAAGCGGUCAAAGUAGAGCCGCGCUACAUUGGUAGACUAUUAAAAUACCGUCCAUUUCCUGUUGUGUUGGUAUUUACAGAAGAAUUUAGGAAUGAGUAGGAAAUGUAAUGUGUCAUGGGUAAAGCCUGGAGAGCCGGCUUUUCUGACGAAAUUUAAAAAUGACGUUGGUUACAAAGAAGGACCGACUGUGGAUACGAAGAGACAGGACCUGCCUGUUGUAGAUGACAGUGGAGACAGCGAUCGGGAGGACGAACUGCCCCAGGUGGUGGUUUUGAAGAAGGGAGAUCUGUCUGCAGAGGAAUUAAUGAAGAUUAAAACUGACACAGAAGGAAGCUCAAAAGAGGAAGUAGACGCCCCUGCAGGUGGUAAGAUCAUGUUCAGGAAGCCUGUCAAGCGCUCUGCAAACACAUUUCAAGGCAUCACAGCGACUUCAAGCAAAAAGAAAAAGGGUAUUGAAAAGGACAGCGGCAACUCCAAAACCACCACGGAGAACCCACAGAAGAAAGUGAAAAAUAGCAGCCUGCUUUCCUUCGGGGACGAAGAGGAGGAAGACUAGCUCACCAUCAAGACUGGUGUCUUGCCCUGUAGCAUUUUGAUGAGCUUGACUAUUGAAAGUUAAUGUGUUUUUUGGCGGAAUUAGUGAAUAAUUGGGCCUAGUCACUCGCUGAUAACUGGUUUCACAAACCCUGAUUGAUAUGUAGGGGGUUUUGAAACCAGCCCUUUAAAGGUGUAGUAACUAAGGUUUUAAUAUAAUUUUGUCACCCUUAAUUAACACCAGUAUCUGUCACUGCUUCCUUAUCAGUUUUAAUUGCACUAUUCAUGUCUCAAUAAGUUUCCUUAACUCUGAAAGUACCAAAUGUGAUAAAACUUUUAUUAGAAAUGAAGGGAGAGGCAGAAAAAUGAUCUUCUGCCUAAUAAUAGCAGUACAUUUUAUAGUACUGUUGUAGAAUGUGGACCACUUGUACACUAAUUUUGCCAGAUAAGUUAAGACACUGCAGUCGAUGGGAAUGUGUGCUGACAUGCAGGUUGGUGUCAGACGGACAUUUUUAUGAAAGAGGUGCAUUUUAUAAAUUGUCCCUUUGGAAACAUAGUUGCAAACAGUAAACUGAAAAAAUGAUAAGAUUCUGUUAACGUACCAUGCAUAGGCACAUCUUCAAGGUUAGUGAGGAGGGCUUUUUAUAUUCAGCUCAUCAGAUGUAAAUACAUGUAAAGCUUCUAAAGGCACUGGGGAGGUAUUAUACUUGAUGAAUUAUGCAACAUAUCAAAUUAAUGUUUAAAUAUGUUUUUUUGUAUUGUUUUAAAAAUCUUGAUUUUGUGAUGCGUGUUUUAUUUUUUUUAUGUUGUUGCGACAUGAAUAAAGAAGCCUAAUAUUACAAUACUGAA
Messenger RNA from Acipenser ruthenus (sterlet), 1394 nucleotides. RefSeq lists its product as uncharacterized. The record is from RefSeq and is a predicted model, not a curated record. Bases 103 to 567 code for a protein of 154 amino acids. The transcript has 3 exons. Lineage: Eukaryota; Metazoa; Chordata; Actinopteri; Acipenseriformes; Acipenseridae.